Molecule: messenger RNA, 852 nt
Organism: Monoraphidium neglectum
Lineage: Eukaryota; Viridiplantae; Chlorophyta; Chlorophyceae; Sphaeropleales; Selenastraceae
Product: nuclear cap-binding protein subunit 1
Exons: 4
Coding region: 1-852 (283 amino acids)
Biological process (GO): nuclear-transcribed mRNA catabolic process, nonsense-mediated decay; mRNA export from nucleus
Cellular component (GO): nuclear cap binding complex; nucleus
Molecular function (GO): RNA cap binding; mRNA binding
Source: RefSeq, a predicted model, not a curated record
AUGGCGCGGCUGCCGGCGCCGGCGCUGCGGCCGGUGGCGUACCACACGCUGCUGAUGGACGUGUGCAAGCUGGCGCGGGAGAGCCCCAAGUACAUGGCGGCGUGGAUACGCGCCGCGUACGACCGCAUGGGCGCGCUCGACCCGGAGCUGCGCGGCCGCGUGGCCGACUACCUCGCGCACCACCUGUCCAACUUCCAGUGGCUGUGGGGCUGGGAGCGCUGGAGCGACGUGCUGGCGCAGCCCCCGGGCCACCCGCAGCGCGCGUUCUGCGCCGACGUGCUGCAGCGCAUGAUGGGGCUGUCGUACUGGGAGCACCUCAGGGAGGGCUGGGCGCAGGCAGUGGACCCGGAGACGCGGGAGACGCGCCGCAUCAAGAAGUUUCUUCCUGAGGGGUGGGAGGACCUGCUGGGGCCGCAGCCGGAGAUCCCAGCCCUGCCAGGCACGGAGCCUCCAAAGCAGCAGCAGCAGCAGCAGCAGCAGCAGCAGCCACAGCAGCAACAAGAGGAGCAGCAGGAACAACAGCAGCAGCAGCAGGAGCAGGACGCCGAUAUGCACGAUGCGUCCGGCGAGCAGCAAAACGGCGCCGACGGCGCGGCGGCAGAUGAACACAAGCAGGAGGGGCAGGAGCAGCAGCAAGAGCAGCAGCAAGGUCAGCAGCAGCAGGAACAGCAGCCGCACGAGGAGGAGAUAACCCCAGAACUGGAGUGGGCGGCCAAGCUGCUCGCCUUCCUCCGCGCCCGCAAGCCCGCGCCGCCCGGCUCCGCGCCCGGGGCGCAGGGGCCGCCGCAGAGCGCGGACGACGUCUCAGAAUGGAUCCAGGAACUGCCGGGGUCGUCGACGCGGCGGGCGUAG